This is a messenger RNA of Cydia strobilella, 4025 nucleotides long. It is a transcript of the gene Lis-1, whose product is annotated as lissencephaly-1 homolog. Gene Ontology annotation, cellular component: cytoplasmic microtubule; neuron projection; neuronal cell body. Gene Ontology annotation, biological process: nuclear migration; vesicle transport along microtubule; retrograde axonal transport. The transcript is spliced from 10 exons. The record is from RefSeq and is a predicted model, not a curated record. Gene Ontology annotation, molecular function: dynein complex binding; microtubule plus-end binding. The coding region runs from base 246 to 1481 and encodes 411 amino acids. Lineage: Eukaryota; Metazoa; Arthropoda; Insecta; Lepidoptera; Tortricidae.
AACUUCAACACGCUAGAAAGCAGAGAAAAGAAAAAUCGAAACUCGACAACGGCUUAUUGAGCCAUUGCAACGAACGGUUUCUGUCUCGGGUCUUGUGAAGUGUGUUUGUCAGUGAUUUAUUACGAAUAAGUGCAAAUUUAAGUGUUUUUGCGUUUUGUGUGAUAAUGGCCACGGCGCUCCCGCCGUCUCCCGCGUGAAACAGUAGACUAGUGCAGUACCCGGGCCCGCCGCAGCACCCGACCACGAUGAAAAUGGUGUUGUCUCAACGGCAACGAGAGGAGUUGAACAAAGCGAUCGCCGACUACCUAGGCAGUAAUGGCUACACGGACGCGCUGGAAGCGUUCAAGAAGGAGGCGGACAUGAGCGGCGAGAUGGAUCGCAAGUUCGGCGGCCUGCUCGAGAAGAAGUGGACGUCCGUCAUCCGGCUGCAGAAGAAGGUGAUGGAACUGGAGUCGAAGCUAUCUGAGGCGCAGAAGGAGUUCAUCGAGGGCGCUCCGACUCGCGCCAAGCGCACCCCUGCCGAGUGGAUCCCGCGCCCACCGGAGAAGUUCUGCCUCACCGGUCACCGCGCCACCAUUACCAAGGUUAUAUUCCACCCCGUCUUCAGUUUGAUGGUCUCCUCGAGCGAGGACGCCACCAUCAAAGUGUGGGACUUCGAGAGCGGCGAGUACGAACGAACCCUAAAGGGGCACACCGACUCCGUUCAGGACAUCGCCUUCGACCACCACGGCAAACUACUUGUUUCCUGCAGCGCGGACAUGUCGAUCAAACUGUGGGAGUUCAACCAGACGUUCGAAUGCGUGAAGACCAUGCACGGUCACGACCACAACGUGUCGUCCGUCGCGUUCUCGCCCAGCGGCGACAUCGUGUACUCGGCCAGUCGCGACAAGACCAUCAAGGCCUGGGAGGUCGCCACUGGAUACUGCAUCAAGACGUACAAGGGGCACCGCGAGUGGGUGCGCAUGGUGCGCGUGUCGCCGGAUGGCUCGCUGCUCGCGUCUUGCUCUAACGACCAGACCGUGCGCAUCUGGAACGCGGAGACCAACGAGUGCAAGAUGGAGCUCCGCGAGCACGAGCACGUGGUGGAGUGCAUCGCCUGGGCGCCGGCGGCCGCCGCGCCCGCCAUCAACGAGGCGGCCGGCGCCGACAACCGCCGCGCCUCCCACACCGGACCCUUCCUCGCCUCCGGCUCCAGGGACAAGUCCGUCAAGAUCUGGGACGUGUCGACGGGGCAGUGCCUGGCGACGCUGGUGGGGCACGACAACUGGGUGCGCGGCGCGGCGUGGCACCCGGGCGGCCGCUACCUGCUCACGGCCAGCGACGACAAGACGCUCCGCGUGUGGGACGUGCCGCACACGCGCUGCCUCAAGACGCUCUACGCGCAUCAGCACUUCGCCACCAGCCUCGAUUUCCACAGGAGCUUGCCAUACGUGAUAUCGGGCAGCGUCGAUCAAACCGUCAAAGUUUGGGAGUGUCGCUAGGAGCGUUGCCAUUUUAGUAACUUUAACUCACCGAUGAUAUCUUUAUCAUUAUUUUUUCACAUUAAAUAGCCGCAAUGAGAGCAAUGUGUAUUUGCGAUUUUAAUGGUUAAAUCAUUUUAGAACGGAGAAAUAGUUUUGAUAAUUUAUUGAUAAUGUUUCUUCCUUCGGCUCAUUGUGGAGCGUUCUCGAACGUUGACGAUGCUAUGUCCCCUCUUAAACUCUUCAUCAGAUCCUCUUUACUGUAAACUUUGGAUUCUCACAUUCCAUUCAAUUAUAAUGGCUCAUAGUAGUUUUAAGUGAAUUCGGUAUCUCCCAAGUGAUAAGCAGAAAUCCAUGUAAAAUCAGUUGCAAAAAUAGCUACAUCACACUACGUUGAUACUCAAUAUGAUAGUAGUAAAUAUUUGUAGUGGCGAGUAAAGUGGCGAAGAUAUCAAACCAACAAACUAUGUAGAACAAAUACCUCAAAACAUAAACACUAUACCCCCGUUUUUUUAAGAUUAGAUAUUUUCUAACCUCAAUUGUGGUAAUUAACUUUUUCUUCCGAAAUCUAGGGUUCCUAUGAUAUCUAAUAUUGCGGUACAUAGAUUUAAUUUUGGGGGAAAAAAUUACCACUACUUUUGUUGUUAUAUUAUUUCUAAUCUGAAAAAACGGACUAUUAUAUUCCUAUUGAAAUUAAAAAUGUGAGUUGUUUAGUAAUGUAUGUAUUUUUGCAAUAGGAUUGUACUCAAAAUAUGGAUGUAGCAUUUGUCAUGCGGCCGACGGGAACGACGGAGUGAGGAGUAAAAGCUGUGUUAUAAUUUAACAUUUCAUUAUUCUACGUUUUAUUUUAUAGUUAUGGUUUAUUCAUAAGAUUUGUUUAGAUAUAAAUUUUAUUUGGUAUUAAUAGUUAAUUUCUUACGUGUCCACUCUAGAGAAAAAUAUUUGUACCUCGAUUUGUUUUAUGGUAGUUUAGUUUACAAAAUUUUUGAUAUUGUUGAUUAUUCAUGACAAUCGUCCUGGAUGGUUGGUUGCAUGCGUGCCCGGGGUGCCCGUCUCCACCAUGGUGGCUCCCCGAGGCAGCCACUCCAGGGAGGAUGAUCGGAGUGAGCCGCCUUUGUACAUAUGUUUCGUGUCAGUCUCUGGUGGAUCCACUCUCAUUGUGCUUGUUCGCUGCCAGUGCCAACAGCAUUAAUGGAAGUCUCCAGGGAUUUGAAACUAAAUUCAUACAUUAGAUACGUGUUCCGUUGGUUGUUGUGGGCGCUUUUUAUGUGCAGUUUCGUAGGGACUUAUUUUAAGUUUUGGCGAUUCAAAACUUUAACUAUAAGUUAGAGUGUUAUAUUUAAAAGUUUUAAUUAUUUAUUAUUAACGAUUAAAUCUUCAGUGUAUGCUGUCUUGAAAGUUUUUUUUACGCAGAAUUGCUAGAUGACAACUUAGUUCAAAACUAUGCAAUCGCUUACAUCGACGCGUUACUAUUAGAUCAUCCAUAAUUAAUCAUUUGAGCUUACGACGUUUAAAGUGUGUGAUAUUGAUAUGCAUUAGUAAUUCGUGUUAUCAUUUCAAUCUCAUUGAGGUAGCUAGAUGCAAAGAUAAUAUUUAAUUAUUUCAAUUGAGUUUGAUACAAUAGUUAUUAUUUAUUGCUAUUUUGAGGAUUUCAAUGGGUUUGAAUACCCGAUAUUUUUACUAGGAAUUAGUAGUAGUUGUAGGUGAGUAUAGUCAUACUUUUAGACGCUUUACCGUGUUGACGCCUAUCGGAGCCCUUGUACAUUGCCUGGCUCAGAUAUAUAACGGUUGAAAUUAUAUGAGAUGAACUAGUUCUAACAAAACAAUCCACACAAUUAUCAACCUUAUUAUCAAUGCAAGAAAAUUCAAAUUAAGGUUCAUCUCAAUAACUUCAAGUAGAAGGUCAUGCGAUACUAGACUAUCUAUCCGACAACUUCAGCCAGUGGCUUGAGGGACCUUCAUUUGUUCUAAAGAACUGAGACGUUUGUACCGUACACGUUACUUUCAGUUUUUCGAAGCAAAUGGUAUGUCGCCAGCAGUACAGGUUCUCCCAUAAAUGUGCUUGAAACCUAGUGCCCACAUCAGUAACACUGUACUGGGUCACCGGCUAAAUACCUAUACUUAAACAUUGAGAUUAUAUUAAGCAUGCGAGGGUGUACAGCGCCUGUUGUUAAGCUAUAAUGGUACGUAUUUAGUAGCCAUUCGCUUACUCAAUGUGACAUCGUAAAUACAUGGUGAUAUCAUCUUAAUUGAUUUGAAGCUUGCAAACUACAUUUAUGUACAAUUUAUCAAGUAAAUUAUCUGCACUCACAUGAAUAUAAUUAUUAUAAAUGCUUACAGUAAAAAUAAAAUAUGUAUACCAAUAAUUAUCAUCAUACAAAAUUCUCCGAUACCUAGAGAGACCACUGAAGUAGGUAUGCAAUGCAGGCUACUAUUACCAUAUAUGAGAAUUUUGUAUUUACUCAGUAAUCCUGUAUUUUGUCUAAAUUUAUAAAUAGAAAAUAAUUACCAAAAUUGUAAUAGAAUUUGGUUUAAAUAUUGUGUAAAUAAAACAAUUAAAUUAUA